AGCUCGUCGGUAACAAGUUCGGGUGGAUGGACCUUCGCUACAUUAGUAAUCGGAACUGAGAAAUAAAGUGGCGUUGUUGCUCAAAUGCUCAGCUAGUUCAAUUUGGAUGCAUCGGGAGGGACUAGUAUUGUCCCGAUAAGAUCACGCAAACAUGUUUCUGGUACUUAGCUAAAGCGCCCAAGGUACUUUCCUUCCCUCAGUGACGACUGGAAGGCAGCUGUUGCCUCCCAAGACGACAAGGAAGCAGCAUGUCCGACUGCGGGUUGAGCUCAGCCAACCACAGAUGAGCUGGUGUGGCGGGUAACAAGAAUCACUGUCUCAGAAGAUCAGCACAGCUCGACCAGUCUCUGUCAGGAUGAAUGUGUUUGAUCGCAACAUCAAUUUUGACGCUCUGUUAAAAUUCUCCCAAAUUUCCAGCUCCACUCAGCAGCACCUGAAGAAUGUGUACAGCAGUCUCUCCCUGUGCAUGCUGGUGGCAGCCGCUGGCUCCUACGUCCAUGUGGUCACAAGGCUGUUCCAGGGCGGGUUCCUGAGCCUGCUGGGCUCCCUGGGAAUGAUGGCCUGGCUCGCCAUGACGCCUCACAACCAGGAGACGGAGAAGCAGCGCCUGGGAAUCCUGGCGGGAUUUGCCUUCUUCACAGGUGUGGGACUGGGGCCUGCCAUGGACUACGUCAUUGCCAUCAACCCCAGUAUCAUAGUAACAGCUUUCCUGGCCACCUCCGUCAUCUUCGUGUGCUUCACUCUCAGCGCCCUCUACGCCCGCCGCAGGUCUUACCUCUUCCUGGGAGGGACCCUGAUGUCUGCUCUCUCCAUCCUGCUCCUGGUGUCCCUGGUCAACAUGUUCAUGGGGUCCGUGAUGCUCUUUAAGGCUCACCUGUACCUGGGGCUGCUGGUCAUGUGCGGCUUCGUGCUCUUCGACACGCAGCUCAUCAUUGAGAAGGCGGAGCUCGGCGACAAGGACUACAUCUGGCACUGUGUGGACCUCUUCCUGGACUUUGUGACCAUCUUCAGAAAGAUCAUGGUCAUCCUGGCCAUGAACGAGAAGGAUAAGAAGAAGGAGAAGAAGUAGCCCAGCCUGUGAUGAGAAGCAGUCCCUGACUGUGGGAACCGUCCACUUCUGGUGCUGUCCUCCAUUGCCCCCCCCCCCCCCCCCCAUCGAUCAUUACUAUUACUCAAGAUUUUUAUUCUUAGCUUCGUCAUUAUUUAAGACAAAAAGUAGGGUUUUUUUUUUUUGUGGAUUUUUUUAAAGAGCCAAAUACUGCAAUGAUAAAAACCUGUCCAUACGGGGGCGCUGUUUUGCCUUUACUUCUGGGCGCCCUUGGUUCAGCACUUUGUAUCAAGUUCAGCAAGUUCAACAUCAUAUCCUGCUCUUGUAGAUUGUAUUUUUUUUGUUACCGUGGCAGGUUUUCUGAGCAGUCUUAAAAUUAGUUUCUCACCCCCCACCACCCAUCGACCCAACUUCUAGGAAGCUCCUUGUUGUUCGCUGAUGGUAAAUGUUACCCCCUCCCCCCAUAUGAUUAUCCACUUUCAACCCCAGCCAGCAUCCACCGAGCAGCAGCCAAAAAAAGUCUUAAAAGGUUUGUGGUGUGCAGGUUUGUUUUGUAGCCCAAGAUUGUUGGCUGCAGUAUUUAGUGAGGAGGAAUCUUCGCCAAUCUUUGUUAAAGAAUUGUAAUGUAGACCUUUAAUUCCAAUUUUCCAAUUGGCUUAAGGUUCUGUUCCACUCAAAGAAAUAAAAUUUUCUGUCAAAUUUAACUUUCUGUUUACUGCUGCAAAUCAUCCCUCGACUAUUCAACUUUCAGGAUAGUACCACCUUUUGAAUUAUUACACCAUGUGUAUGGUGAAAUUAGUAUAAUUAUUUCCCAUUUCUAUCGUUGGAGACGAUUUUCUCAAACCUGACUUUGGACAAUAUUACAGGACUUUCUUCUCAGUGCAUAGUCAUCCUAUCAUCAUGAAACUUGGCAAACCUUUACUCCAUAUCCAGUUUUGAGCAAAUUGGGGUUUUUAUUUUUAUUUUAUUUGUUUGCUUUUGGGGUGUGUGCAGCAUCUCAUUGUUGGAUCAUGAAAUUAUUUUAUAAUAUUUUAUUAAUAAUACAUUUAUCUGAAAUUUCAAGAAAUUGGACUAUUUGGUACUGAUGAUAAAAACAAAUGCCUCAAAACAAUCUUCAAGCUUAAUGAUAACGAUAUCUUACUUGGUUCAGUUUAUAGACUGCUACAAAAAUGUUUGAAUUUGUAAUUUCCGUCAUGUUGAAUUAAAGUAUGCAAAUGGCCUAAUUUACAUAUUCUGUCGGAAUUAAUCUUUUCAAGUACAUGCCUCAUGAUAAUUUCUAAGUAAAUAUGCGUUUUUGGUGGAACAUAACCUUGGGUCCUUUACUCAAAGCUUUUGUCCCCUAAAGCUGAAAUGUAUCGUACACCGGAAAGGUUCUCGCUCGGCCGAACCCAGCAGACGUCGGGUCCAUGCCAUUGCCUAAUUCUAACCCCCCGAGUUUUUGUUUUUGAGUAGUCCACUAGAAUGCCAUGGGGUUGAUAUUAACCCCCCCCCCCCCCCCCCCCCCCCCAUUUUUAUCAGUUAUUAUCACACACACACACACACACACACACACACAAACUUCUGAAAAGAUUCUUGUUUUAAUGACUGCAAUCUACUUCCUUGUAAAUCCCACAUUAAUAAUACAUCCCAUGUUAAUUGGAUAGUAGUAUAAUAAUUAUUAAAAAAUGCUGUGCGCUUUUAUGUUGCUGUUAAUCUGUUGGGUGCAUAGGAUGAGGAGCAUUUUAUACAGGGGUACGAGUAUUUUAUUCCUUCAAAGUGCCAACUGCAUUAUCAUUGAGUGUCUAUCAGAAUCAGUUUGACCAUUUAAACUCCAUACUGUGAAGAAGCUUCACCCCCUCUCCUGGGUUGUUUAUCAUUUUGAUUUGUGUGAUCGGACAUUUGUUAAAAUAAAAUUUAGGUAAUUAAUGA
Molecule: messenger RNA, 2956 nt
Organism: Conger conger (European conger)
Lineage: Eukaryota; Metazoa; Chordata; Actinopteri; Anguilliformes; Congridae
Product: probable Bax inhibitor 1
Exons: 10
Coding region: 356-1069 (237 amino acids)
Biological process (GO): cellular response to unfolded protein; negative regulation of apoptotic signaling pathway; negative regulation of RNA splicing
Cellular component (GO): mitochondrial membrane
Molecular function (GO): enzyme binding
Source: RefSeq, a predicted model, not a curated record